Clarias gariepinus (North African catfish) is the source of this 2837-nucleotide messenger RNA. RefSeq names its product prolyl 4-hydroxylase, beta polypeptide (gene p4hb). Bases 192 to 1715 code for a protein of 507 amino acids. Lineage: Eukaryota; Metazoa; Chordata; Actinopteri; Siluriformes; Clariidae. Gene Ontology annotation, molecular function: protein disulfide isomerase activity. Gene Ontology annotation, biological process: protein folding; response to endoplasmic reticulum stress. Gene Ontology annotation, cellular component: endoplasmic reticulum. The transcript is spliced from 11 exons. The record is from RefSeq and is a predicted model, not a curated record.
CACAGCUCCGACCCCUCGCUACCGGUUUCCUGCGCGUGCUGCCACGUUAGUACCGCAGGAGCUCGAGCCCCCGCAGCAACGCAUACACACAGCCCUGACGCUCAGACGCUGCGCCCGGUUUAGAGGAGAUUAGAGAUUACAGGUUUCAUAUUGAUAGAGGGAGAGAGGUUGAAACUGUUCGACGCAACACGAUGAAGUCGGUGGUCCUGUGCGUGCUCGUGCUCGUGGUCGCGGCCGCGGCUCAGAUCGCCGAGGAGGAGGAUGUGCUCGUGCUCAGCAAGGGGAACUUCGCCGAGGCGCUCGCGGCUCACCCCAACAUCCUGGUGGAGUUCUACGCACCCUGGUGCGGUCACUGCAAGGCCCUCGCUCCCGAGUACGCCAAAGCAGCAGGGAUCCUCAAAUCCGAGGGUUCGGAGAUCCGCCUGGCCAAAGUGGACGCCACAGAGGAGUCGGAACUGGCGCAGGAGUUCGGGGUGCGCGGGUACCCCACCAUCAAAUUCUUCAAGGGUGGAGACAAGACCGCGCCCAAAGAGUACACAGCUGGUCGUCAGGCUGAUGACAUCGUGAACUGGUUGAAGAAGAAGACCGGCCCGGCCGCCACCACGAUCAGCGAGGUCACGCAAGCCGAGUCGCUCAUCGCCGACAACGAGGUCGCCGUCAUCGGCUUCUUCAAGGAUGUGGAGUCUGACGGUGCCAAGGCCUUCCUUAAAGCAGCCGAGGCCAUCGAUGACAUUCCCUUCGGGAUCUCCUCAGACGACGCCACGUUCUCCAAGUUCGAGGUCACCAAGGACGCCGUCGUUCUCUUCAAGAAGUUCGAUGAAGGCCGUAACACGUUCGAUGGCGAGCUCACCAAGGAGAACCUCCUGGACUUCAUCAAGGCCAAUCAGCUCCCGCUGGUCAUCGAGUUCACCGAGCAGACGGCCCCUAAAAUCUUCGGAGGAGAGAUCAAGUCCCACAUUCUGCUCUUCGUGCCCAAAGCGAGCAAAGACUUCCAGGAGAAGCUGGACCACUUUAAGAAAGCAGCCGAAGGCUUCAAAGGCAAGAUUCUCUUCAUCUUCAUCGACAGCGAGGUGGAGGAUAACCAACGUAUCCUGGAGUUCUUCGGUCUGAAGAAGGACGAGUGCCCCGCCCUGCGCCUCAUCACCCUGGAGGACGAGAUGACCAAAUACAAACCCGAGUCCUCAGAGAUCACAUCCGAGAACAUCAUCUCCUUCUGCACAGCGUUCACAGAGGGCAAGCUCAAGCCUCACCUUAUGAGCCAGGACAUUCCUGAAGACUGGGAAAAGAACCCAGUCAAAGUCCUGGUAGGCAAGAACUUUGAGGAAGUCGUCUUUGAUCCCACCAAGAACGUCUUCGUCGAGUUUUAUGCUCCCUGGUGCGGGCACUGCAAACAGCUGGCUCCCAUCUGGGAUCAGCUGGGAGAAAAAUACAAGGAUCACGCAGACAUCAUAGUGGCCAAGAUGGACUCUACGGCCAACGAGAUCGAGACUGUGAAAGUCCACAGCUUCCCCACGCUCAAGUUCUUCCCAGCAGGAGAUGAUCGCAAGAUCAUCGACUACAGCGGGGAGAGAACACUGGAGGGCUUUACAAAGUUCCUGGAGAGCGGAGGAAAGGAAGGCGGAGCACCAGCAGCAGAGGGAGACGAUGAUGAAGUCGAUGAUUUGGACCUUGAGGACCCAGACGACGUUGACGCAGAGGGACACGACGAGUUAUAAGGACAAGAGAGAGGGCGGGCGCGCGCGUGUGUGUAAGAGAGAGAGGAGAGACGAACCCCUUCACCAACCACCACUUCCACUACUCCAAGCCCUCCCUGUACGAGGAACCCUCAAACUUCUCCCUGUCAAUCAUGUAGACUUUUUACACCAAGGCCGAUGACCUCGAAGAAGAAAUGACACUGUUUUGGGAAGUUUCUUUGAUCAGAGACCAAACUGUUAAACCUUGUGUUGGCAUUAAAUCUCGUUUCUCCUGUCUGUUAAUUAGCAUCUUGAAGGUUUCAUCUUGUGGCGAGCCACAAGGGCUGGUAUUAGGACCUUUUUAAUUUGGGAGUUUGAUAAGAGUUCGGUGACUGGGAUGGACAGAUCGAUCUCAGGGCAUCACAGUGAUUUAAACAAACAAACAAAAAAAAAACAGUUCAUCCUCGGUUCAAUUAAAUAUAGAUGUAGCUAAGACCAAGCAUUCUUUAUCCUCUUUUUUUUCCCCCCCUAGGAGUGUAUUCUUUCUUCCCCCUCCUCCAUAACCAUUAAUACAUAGCUACUGACUUUUUUUUUUUUUUUUUUUUUUUUUAACAAUAGAAAAGUUAUCUAUUUGUUGUAUUUAAUUCUAUUUUUCCAGUUUUUAUUUGUGUAAUUGUUGGCACUCGGUCACACUCAGUCUGUGAGGGGGGAAAUCUUCUGUACCACUACAUUUGUUCUUCACGCCAGCGGAGAUUUCAUCUCGGUUACUGAAUCACAUUUUCAGACACAUUCCAUCUUUCGCUCUGCAUCUCCUCUCCGUCGCAUGGAUAAAUGAAGGGGUGGGGGAACGUGCUCAUGUCUCGUAAAACCAGUCUGUCGGAUCGUUUAGUUUCUCACGCGUCCAGGAUCGGGGAUGUAAAUGUGUCGUUUUAACCCCUGACUAUUUAUUGCUGUUGUUCAGAGGGUCGACGUUAAUGGAGAAGGAUUUGGGUUUAUAGAGGGGAGGGACUUGUGUAAUGGUAUUGUUUUUUUUUAAUAAUGUAAAGAUGUAAAGAGCGAAAGAGGAAUGAACAAGAUGAAAGUAAGCAUUCCAUCACACGUAAAAAGGAAAAAAAUGUGGAAAAAUUAACUGGUGGCCAAAUAAACAACAAAAUGGUGACAAAA